CGGUGCACUGUGGGAUGGAAACCGGAGCGGCGCGUCCUGAAGGGACCGGGCGGCGGCGGGGCCGGCGGCGGCCAGGGACCCGGGCUUAGGCUCGGCUGAGCCGGCUGAGGGGCGCGGGCGGCCAGCGGGCAGCGGACACCGUCAUGAACGCGGCGGUGGUGAGGCGGACGCAGGAGGCGCUGGGGAAGGUGAUUCGGAGGCCGCCGCUGACAGAGAAGCUGCUGAGCAAGCCCCCGUUCCGCUACCUGCACGACAUCAUCACGGAGGUGAUUAGAAUGACUGGUUUCAUGAAGGGCCUCUACACAGACGCCGAGAUGAAGUCUGAUAAUGUGAAGGAUAAAGAUGCAAAAAUUAGCUUCCUACAAAAGGCCAUAGACGUGGUUGUAAUGGUGUCGGGAGAGCCACUGUUGGCCAAACCAGCCCGAAUCGUGGCGGGGCAUGAGCCUGAAAGAACAAAUGAGCUGCUCCAGAUAAUUGGAAAAUGCUGUCUCAACAAGCUCUCUAGUGACGAUGCGGUGCGGAGGGUUUUAGCUGGAGAGAAGGGAGAAGUGAAAGGCCGGGCCUCACUGACCUCAAGAUCUCAGGAACUGGAUAAUAAGAAUGUGCAAGAAGAAGAGUCCAGAGUUCACAAAAAUACAGAGGAUAGAGGAGACUCUGCAAUAAAAGAGAGAAGUACAAGCAGAGAUCGAAAACAGAAGGAGGAAUUGAAAGAAGACAGCAAGCCAAGAGAAAAGGACAAGGACAAGGAGAAGGCCAAGGAGAACGGUGGAAACAGACACAGAGAAGGGGAGAGAGAGAGAGCCAAAGCCCGGGCCAGGCCAGACAGCGAGCGACAGAAAGACAGAGGCAACAGGGAGCGGGACAGAGACUCCAAGCGCGAGAAGGAAACAGAGAGAAAGAGUGAGGGGGGGAAAGAGAAGGAGAGACUGAGAGACAGGGACCGAGAGCGCGACCGGGACAAAGGGAGGGACAGGGACAGACGGAGAGUGAAAAACGGGGAGCGCUCCCGGGACCCGGACAGGGAGAAGAAUGGAGAGCAUGACAAACCCGAGAAAAAGUCAGCAAGCUCAGGGGAGAUGUCUAAAGAGUUGUCUGAUGGAACUUUUAAAGACUCCAAGGCUGAAACAGAGACUGAGAUUUCCACUAGAGCAUCCAAGUCAUUGACAACAAAAACAUCAAAACGGCGAUCCAAAAAUUCAGUGGAAGGAAGAAGGGACCCUAAAACCAGUGAAAAUAGUCUUUCCCCUGAAAAAGAACAUAACUCUUCCUACUGUAAAGCUAAGAAGGAACAUAGCAGGAAACAGCUCGGAAGGAAGGAGGAUAAUAUUUCAGCUAAAAUUUUAGACUCCAUAGUGUCUGGAAUAAAUAAUGAGCCAAAUCAGGAAACGACAACUUCAGAAAUAGGAACAAAAGAAGCUAAUAUUAACUCAACUAGUAUUUCAGAUGAUAAUUCAGCUAGUCUGCGGUGUGAGAAUAUUGAGCCUGACCCCACAGAGAAGCAGAAAGGUGACUCCACCAGUGAUGCAGAAGGAGAUGUUGGACCUGCUGGCCAAGAUAAAUCUGAGGUGCCAGAGACUCCAGAAAUUCCUAAUGAGCUUUCAUCCAACAUCAGAAGAAUUCCUCAGCCUGGGAGUGCAAGACCAGCCCCUCCCCGGGUCAAACGGCAAGACAGCACGGAGGCGCUACCAAUGGAUAGGUCAGGGAGUGGUAAAACCGUCUCAAAUGUGAUUGUAGAGUCACACAAUUCUGACAAUGAAGAGGAUGAUCAAUUUGUGGUGGAAGCUGCCCCUCAGCUCUCUGAAAUGUCAGAAAUUGAAAUGGUAACAGCAGUGGAACUAGAAGAAGAGGAGAAGCAUGGUGGACUUGUGAAAAAAAUUUUGGAGACGAAGAAAGAUUAUGAGAAAUUGCAGCAGUCACCCAAACCUGGGGAGAAGGAGCGAUCUCUCUUUGAGUCAGCAUGGAAGAAGGAGAAGGACAUCGUUUCCAAGGAGAUAGAGAAGCUCCACGCGUCCAUCCAGACCCUGUGCAAGUGUGCACUUCCCCUGGGGAAGAUCAUGGACUACAUCCAGGAAGACGUGGAUGCCAUGCAGAAUGAGCUGCAGCUGUGGCACAGCGAGAACAGGCAGCAUGCUGAGGCAUUGCAGCAGGAGCAGAGAAGCCAACACACAAUGAGAUGAGAGAGUGAUGAGCCGCUGGUUUUGUUCUCCCUCAGUAUCACAGACUGUGCUGUGGAGCCCUUAAAGGCUGAGCUCGCGGAGCUGGAGCAGCUGAUCAAAGACCAGCAAGACAAGAUCUGCUCUGUGAAGGCCAACAUCCUCAAGAAUGAAGAAAAAAUCCAGAAAAUGGUAUAUAGUAUCAAUUUGACUUCCAGAAGGUGAACACUCAAAAGUUUCAGAGAUGAAAAGUCACCUCAGUUUAAAAGCAAAAAGGAAGAUAGAAAAUCAUUACUCUUUUAAGUUCCAGUUUGCUAAGAAAAUGAACAGUUUACAGUGUUAUUAUCCAGCUAAUUUUCAGAGCUUUAAAACUGUAAGCAUGUUAAGUGUAUUAAAAAAAACAUGUUUUCUUACCUCCUUCCAGAUGGAAUACUGGCUAGUUAUAAAUAGCGCUUCCAAACACCUCUGUGAAAAGUUUUUUUGAAAGCCUGUUCUUUGUGUUUCUGCUGUAACCUGUUUAGUUCUGUACUAGAACUCUCUAGCAGGUAAGUGGUGUGGGCAUACCAAGGGAACAGUAGUCCUUUAUUUUGGUUUAGUGGAAAGACUUUCAGAGCUCCGUGCCGAAUGAAGGAUGACUGUGUACUUUUUGAUAGGCACUUGAUAAGUAGAAUGAGGCCUGAAAAUGAAUACAUUAUAUUUUUAGUUAAUUUCCAUUUGAAAGGGCUAAUCUCAGCCUGUCUGCAUAUAAGGUACCUAUCAACUGGAUUGUUUUCGUUUUUGUUUUUUGACCUCUUUGUAAUUGCAUGUACUUCUCUAUGUAAUUUUCUUCUUGAUCUCUACUAUCUUUUGCUUGUGUUUCUAGUCCUUAAAGUUCAUCAAUUUAAAAAGGAGAUUUCAGGAUGGCCUUUAUGGACAUUGUCUGGACAUACAUCCUCACUUUCUUCAGCAUUUUACCCUGGUUUUCCUCAGACAGAGGCUAGCGCAGCCCCCCGGAGUCCUUGUUUUCCUUAAGAGAGUCUCGCUCUGCAAGGCGUUGGUGUCAUGCCUUUUCCUUUGCGUGGGUGUGCACACCUGAGAGACGGGUAGCUUAGGAAAAACAACAUAAGGAAGACUUAAAAGGAUGCACUGAUUUAUGACGUUUUUUGAUGUUAGCCAUUUUUUUGGAAAUUGUUUUUUAAAGCAAAAGUUUUUUAAAAAACAUAGUUUAUAGUUUUUCACUUACAUAUACUAUUGUAAAUACUUAGCAGAGUCUGAAGUUACUGUAUAAAACAUUUCAUUGUGUUUGAAGACAUACUUAUGGGUCUUAAGGUCUGGGUCCUAAUACUUUUAAAUAGUGUAUUUAUUAUGUAAACUAAGGAGUGCCAUUUAAAGUGUGAGGAUUGCCUGAAAAGGUUUUGUUUCUUUUUUUUUUUUUUUUUGAGAUGGAGUCUUACUCUGUCGCCCAGGCUGGAGUGCAGUGGCGCAAUCUCGGCUCACUGCAACCACCACCUCCUGAGUUCAAGUGAUUCUCCUGCCUCAGCCUCCUGAGUAACUGUGACUAUAGGCGCACGCCACCACGCCCGGCUAAUUUUUGUAUUUUUAGUAGAGAUAGGGUUUCACCAUAUUGACCAGGAUGGUCUCCACCUCCUGACCUCGUGAUCUGCCUGCCUCGGUCUCCCAAAGUGCUGGGAUUACAGGCAUGAGCCACCGCUCCCGGCCGGGUUUUGUUUCUUUAAGGAUUAGCACAAAUGGCACCGUUGGGUUUUUCUUCAUACAAUUUCCAGAAUAAAUUCUGUACCAAGGUUGUUAUAUGAUUUUCUGAGCUGUAUAAGUUCAGGAGCAGAUUAUUAAGAUCUGCCAUUCUGAAACGUUGGUCUUUUUCUCUUUCCUAUAGUGCACCAUAAAAUUCUGUUUGAUCAGAUUAUAUUAAAUACAUUUUGGGGGAGUGGAGGGACAUGAGUUAAGUAGCCCUUCGUGUAUUUAUAAUCUCUUUUCUGCUGAAUCAAAUGACUUAGCCAUGACCCUGAAUGGAUCUUGUUUUACUUCAAGUUAAGAUGUCUGCCUUUUAUGAAUUUGUAUAUGUGAAUAGAAUUUGGGGGUUGCAAAAAUUGCAUACAUUGUAUGUAAGUAAAAUUUUUUAUGAAGUAGUCUGUCAAA
Molecule: messenger RNA, 4289 nt
Organism: Symphalangus syndactylus (siamang)
Lineage: Eukaryota; Metazoa; Chordata; Mammalia; Primates; Hylobatidae
Gene: IFT54
Product: intraflagellar transport 54
Biological process (GO): intraciliary transport; cilium assembly; regulation of microtubule cytoskeleton organization
Cellular component (GO): ciliary basal body; intraciliary transport particle B; axoneme
Molecular function (GO): microtubule binding
Source: RefSeq, a predicted model, not a curated record